UUUUGUUGUUGUCUUUUUUUUUUCCCCCUUUCUUUUUGGCUCUAAUAGUGAAUGAACCUGUCUAUGAACGAUCUCUCCACCUAGACUAGACUGAUCCCUAUAUUGAUAUUCAUCUGUUUACCUUUUACUUUAGACUCAGUCUCAGAAAACAAAAAUACGAGAUGUUGACCUCAUAAACCGUCAUGGCGUGUACAUAGCGUCUCGCUCAUCCUCAAGUUCUUCUUCUGUCUGCAAGCGACUACUAGGUAUAUCCCAGAGCAGCAAUCGAGAACCACAAAACAAAAGUUUCCAGGGAUAGGGAGACCGCUGACAGGGAGGGGGUCUAGCAACAAUGAAGUGGGAUCCAACAUACCCCCAAGACUUCAAACAAGCGCUAUCCCAGAGCUUCUCAAAGGAGGAAGUAACGCAACUCCUCGCGAAAUCCAGCUGCCCCCCACGUUUCAUCUACGGAGCCCUGAUGCUCCCCACCGUUCUGAAAUACUUCCUGGAACUGCCUCAGGUCGCCAAUGUUGACAUGAUGCCCGCUACUCUCCGGGGCUAUGAGCUGUCCCUCAUCGCAGAGAAAAACCUCCCCGUGAUCGCGCCAUCAAGUGAUCCGCAAACCUUGGUAGAAGGGAUGCUCGUUUUCGGGCUGAAUGAACAGCAGCGGAAUAGGAUCUACGAUGUCGAAGGUGGGCUUACGCAGUUGGUAUACGUUCGGGUGAUGGUACGACAGCGAGAUACCCUGGACUUGCACAACGACAUUACCGAGAUGCGGCCCGUGGAUGCGGGUACGUUUGCGUUCAACGGUCCUAGUAAGGCGGGGCUGAUACCGGUGGGAGACACGUACUGGGCAGUCGAUGACUUCCUGGGGAGUGCUUUCUACGAGCAGAUCGAAGGGCAUCAGCGACGAGAUCAGCUGGAACGGUCGGAUCGGAAUGGCUUGUACUGGGGGUUCGGAGCCAUGAGGUGACUCUGGGGGCGUCAACCUACGUAAUGGAUGUCUGGCUCUUCGAUCAGGUUCAACUAGGAACGACUGAGCAGAACUAGAAUCCUUUUAGAACCCUAGCUUACCCCAAGUUCCGUCCAGGGAAGAGAUACCCGUAGCAAGAUUCCCAAACUUAUUAUUGC
Molecule: messenger RNA, 1110 nt
Organism: Aspergillus ochraceoroseus IBT 24754
Lineage: Eukaryota; Fungi; Ascomycota; Eurotiomycetes; Eurotiales; Aspergillaceae
Product: gamma-glutamylcyclotransferase family protein
Exons: 1
Coding region: 332-952 (206 amino acids)
Source: RefSeq, a predicted model, not a curated record